CCAAUAGGCAACUGACAAGGCUUAGCAGGGAAGUAGUGACAGUCAGUAGAGAAGUACAGUAGGAUGGAAAUGUUUAUAAAACUUUUGUAUUCUCUUUUUCUGGUGCUAAUAUGCAAUGGCGUGCCCUCAGUUGGACAGAAGAAAAGGGAGACCCUGCUCUCUGAGAAGGUGAGCCAGAUGAUGGACUGGGCCAGUAAACGUUCUGUCAUUCGGAUGAACGGGGACAAGUUCCGUCGGUUUGUCAAAGCUCCUCCUCGAAACUACUCCGUCAUCAUUAUGUUCACAGCCCUGCAGCCACAGAGGCAGUGUGGAGUCUGCAAGCAGGCCGAUGAAGAGUACCAGGUUCUUGCUAACUCCUGGCGUUACUCCAAUGCCUUCACCAACAAGGUCUUCUUUGCAACAGUGGAUUUUGAUGAAGGUUCCGACGUCUUUCAGAUGCUCAACAUGAACUCCGCUCCGACCUUCAUCAACUUCCCAGCCAAGGGCAAGCCCAAGCGCAGCGACACGUAUGAGCUGCAGGUCCGAGGAUUCGCCGCAGAGCAGCUGGCUCGCUGGGUCGCAGACCGCACCGACGUCCACGUGAGGGUGAUCCGGCCUCCUAACUACGCAGGGCCUCUGAUGCUGGGAUUCCUGCUGGCAGUCAUAGGUGGGCUGGCCUACCUCCGACGCAACAACUUAGAGUUCCUGUUCAACAAGAAUGUCUGGGCCUUCUCUGCUCUGUGCUUUGUUCUGAUCAUGACAUCAGGACAGAUGUGGAACCACAUCCGUGGCCCCCCCUACGCCCACAAGAACCCCAACACCGGACAAGUGAGCUACAUCCAUGGAAGCAGCCAGGCCCAGUUUGUGGCAGAAACCCACAUCGUUCUUCUGUUCAACUCUGCAGUAACCAUGGGGAUGGUGUUGUUGCAUGAAGCCGCUACAUCUGAUCUUGAUAUCGGCAAGAGGAAGAUCAUGUGUGUCGCAGGGAUUGGCCUAGUCAUGCUCUUCUUCAGUUGGCUGCUGUCCAUCUUCAGAGCCAAGUACCAUGGAUACCCCUACAGUUUCCUAAUGAGUUAGGAGACAUCAGCCAAUAGGAGCUGGAGGACAUCGGCCAAUAGGAGCCGGAGGACCUUGGCCAAUAGGAGCUGAAGGAGAACCACCACAGAGGAGUAGUUUGUCCAAUCAGGAAGUGCCUUGAUGUUCAAACAGUCGUGUCUCUCUCACCCCACAAAUUGGUAGCUCCCAGUUUUUUUUGUUGUUUUUUUUGCAUCAUGACAUUAAACCCCUUUUUAUAAACUUGCCAUUUCCACCAGUCGGGUCCAGCCAGUGUGCCUUUAUGAUGUGGUCUGUUGCUCUGUCAGGCAGCGGUGUGGACUCACCACUCACACUCGCUGUUCCAAGCUACUUGGCAGCGGCGUGAAGGCGAGGAGAAGCUUUACUGGACUGUGAUGGGUUCUACCUCGGUAAAUCUCUCCCUCCCCCUGGCCCACCCGCCCUCCCUACCUCCUCCAUCCCUUCACUUCAACUCAGUACACACCCCCCAGUCCCAUGUCACGAAGCUCUGUCGGUGUCCAGAUCAGCACUCACAUGUCAUUGCUAUGAUAGUGUCUGCAGCACCAACAUGCUACCGUUAUCGGGAUGGGAUUUCCUUGUACAUCAGGCCUGUGUCUCAGGUGAUGCGUUCUGUUAUUAAAGUGCCUUAACAACC
Molecule: messenger RNA, 1687 nt
Organism: Hypomesus transpacificus
Lineage: Eukaryota; Metazoa; Chordata; Actinopteri; Osmeriformes; Osmeridae
Product: magnesium transporter protein 1
Exons: 10
Coding region: 64-1056 (330 amino acids)
Cellular component (GO): oligosaccharyltransferase complex
Source: RefSeq, a predicted model, not a curated record